This is a messenger RNA of Anopheles gambiae (African malaria mosquito), 2908 nucleotides long. RefSeq names its product myosin regulatory light chain sqh (gene sqh). The record is from RefSeq and is a predicted model, not a curated record. Gene Ontology annotation, cellular component: myosin II complex; cytoplasm. The transcript has 2 exons. The coding region runs from base 1899 to 2423 and encodes 174 amino acids. Gene Ontology annotation, biological process: locomotion; post-embryonic development. Lineage: Eukaryota; Metazoa; Arthropoda; Insecta; Diptera; Culicidae. Gene Ontology annotation, molecular function: myosin heavy chain binding; calcium ion binding.
ACAAUUCCAGCAAACUGUCACUGUAUCAAGUGCCUUGUCCGUGACUCCAUUGUGUUUUCGCGUACUCAAAGCAAGAAGGAAACGAUCUGCAAACGCUGCGCUGUUUUGUACAUUAUUGCGAACAUUCGGUGAGUAAUUCUCUCCCCUUUUGUGUACAAUGAGUGUCGCGGGAAAGUGUUUGAUUGCUUCGUGGCCGGCAUGGUAUGCUAAAAUUGGUGCGAAAGGCCAGAAAACGGCCAAUAAAAUAAGUAAAGUACGUCACGCACCAUCUAUAAAGGGCAUGUGAGUGAGAGGGUGAGAACGAUUUCCUUUGGGAUCGGCACUAUCGCUCGUUCGCUGUCUCUUGCCUACGCGUGCACAAUUAUUCCUGGGGCGGUUGCAACCGUUGGAAAGGCAGAUGAUUCACCCAUUUCCUGCACUUACAAACACACACACACACACAUGCAUAACCUUAAACAAACUCUAGUUUCCCUUUGUCGUCGGGUGUGACUGUUUUUGCCGAUCCCCCCCCCCCCCCCCACCGCGCGCGGCCUGCAUCGGGUAAAUGUUAUUACAAAUGUUUUGUUCCGCUUUAUUUUUGGCCCCAAGCUACGGACCGAGGGCGGACCCAGACUGGCCUACGCCUCGGUUUUUUUUGCGUUUCUAUCGCACCGGUUCCAGAUGGAAUGUGUUGUGGCAAACUUCUGGAACAUUACUCGCUACUGCGAGCGGCAGUUUUUUUUUUGUAAGCAUUCGCCAACAAUUAUACAAACCCGCACCGUGCCCGCAUCACCUAAAGUUUAUUUUAUUUUUUCUUAAAUGGUAACUUCUUGUGCCAGCUGCACUUUGGCAUGAAAGUAACACAUAAAAAGCAACAAAAACAACAAACCCAUAAAACCAUAAACGCUUGAUUUGCCUUUAAAAGGAACUGGUCGUCCCGCAAAGGCAUCUCUGUACCGCUUUGCGAAAGAUUUUUUUUGCCAUCAUGAGAAAGGGAGGGGCAAGCAGUACGUUUCUUGUGUCCACGGUUGUGUUUGUGUGUCACAGGGCUCAACGGCAAACGGUGUAGAGAUGUGUGUUCCCCUCCCUCCGUGAAUGCAGCGAGUGGAGAGGGAGAGGUCAUCUUGGCGGCCCCAUAAUGGUUCGCCUUAUAAGGAUAUGAAUUUGUGCGGCCCGCUGGUCCGUUUUGCCCGAUUCGGCGAAAUGAUUGAACCAUGUGCAAGGCGAACUCUCUUUCUGUCGCUCCCACUCGACCUCGAUUCAGCCCGAUCGGUAGGAGGGAGGCAGUGUGGCCCUGCGGGCACAAGAAGGUGCACAAAACCUGAUCGCACACCAUCUGGAAGCGGGAAUUGUUAUUGCGCGCGACGUAACACACAACACAUGUCGCAUCGAUGAGCAAUUGGCUGGAAAUGGGUGACGAGAUAACGAAAUGCCCCACGCCUGCCCCAUCCACAACCCACAAACCCUGCACUUUCUACAACGGCUAUGGAUAUAUGUGUGCGUGUGCGUGCAUGGACCGUGACUCACAUCGGUCACCACUACCACGGCAGUGCAGCCACUGCGAUCCACUCGAAUGGUUUAAAUGUCGGCCCUCCGUCUUCACGGGGCAAGAUCGGUGGCAUGACACUCACGGGUGGUUCAAUGGGGGGGGGGGGGGGGAGGUAAGGUUUGCCUUGUACACUGUAAACCCACAGCAGCCAUUGUGCAUGUGGCAGAGAAGCACUCCUUAGUCGCAAAUUAGUAGCCGUGCACGUUGGUCAACUUCGUUUCGCUACGUGGAGAGUUGUGUACCACGCUGGGGACAACCUGUGUUUGUGUAACUUUUGCUCAAACAUCCGUGCUGAUAAAGCUCCCUGCCCGCCAUCAAGCAAGCUUGCACUCUAAGCCCAACAACGACAGCAGCAUCAACUACAACAAUCAUGUCGUCGCGCAAAACUGCCGGACGCCGCGGCACGACGAAGAAGCGGGCCCAGCGCGCCACCUCGAACGUGUUUGCCAUGUUCGACCAGGCCCAGAUUGCCGAGUUUAAGGAGGCGUUCAACAUGAUCGACCAGAACCGGGACGGCUUCAUCGAGAAGGACGACCUGCACGAUAUGCUCGCGUCGCUCGGCAAGAACCCGACCGAGGAGUACCUCGAGGGCAUGAUGAACGAGGCGCCCGGUCCGAUCAACUUCACCAUGUUCCUGACGCUGUUCGGCGAGCGGCUGCAGGGCACCGACCCGGAGGAGGUGAUCAAGAACGCGUUCGGCUGCUUCGACGAGGAGAACACGGGCGUGAUCAACGAGGACCGGCUGCGCGAGCUGCUGACGACGAUGGGCGACCGGUUCACCGACGAGGACGUGGACGAGAUGUUCCGUGAGGCGCCGAUCAAGAACAGCCUGUUCGACUACAUCGAGUUCACCCGCAUCCUGAAGCACGGCGCCAAGGAUAAGGAUGAGCAGUGAGCGCGACAGACUAACCAAGCGGUUGUUGUUUUUUUUCACCAGUUUUCACCCAAGCUUUCUUUUCUCACCUUUUUCCCCCUUCCCGUUCUGCAUUUAGGGAGAGCGCGAGUACGCAAGAAGACUCAUGAACAGACAGACAAAAGUAAAAGAACCAUCCCCAACUAACACAUUUAUUCACGUUACGCAAGUAAUUACACCCCAUCCCCUCUUCAGUAUUGCUAACCCUCGAAACACGUGUUUGCCGGUCGCAAACGAAGCUGUCCUGUCACUCGACUAAUUCGAUCAUAAAUGUAAUUGGCCUGCGGUGCGAACGUACUACUAAUCCCUAUACGAGCGAGGCACACAAAACCACCAGCCGCCUAGCAACACACACGGAGUACACGGUACAGAGAGGAAUGUUAACAGAUGUUUUGUCGAGCGUUCGUUUAGAAUGUAGACCUGUAUUUUGUCGAAAAUGAAACAUUACCAACUUCGAUGCGGGGCAA